This is a messenger RNA of Aspergillus luchuensis, 1467 nucleotides long. The record is from the annotation of a RefSeq genome assembly. Lineage: Eukaryota; Fungi; Ascomycota; Eurotiomycetes; Eurotiales; Aspergillaceae.
AUGUCUUUAUUAUUAUUAAUAACACCUUUAAUAGGAAUAGGUUUAAUUACAAUAGAAACAAAUUAUGGAUUAAGUUUAUUUAAUGAAAUAAAAAUAAAAUCAAUAGCCUUAUUAACAUCAAUAAUAAAUUUAAUAAUAUCAUUAGUAAUGUUUAUAAUAUUUGAUUUUAGUAGUAAAAGCUAUAGCUUUAUUGAAGAACAUUACCAAAUAAGUUAUUUUGAUAUAUAUUUAGGUGUUGAUGGUUUAUCUAUAUAUUUUGUUUUAUUAACAACAAUAAUUAUGCCUAUAGCAAUAUUAUCAAAUUGAAAUUCAAUUACAUCUAAAAAUGUAUUAUCAUUUGUAGUAAUAAUGUUAUUAUUAGAAACAUUAUUAUUAGCAGUAUUCUUAGUACUUGAUGUAUUAUUAUUUUAUAUUUUUUUUGAAAGUAUAUUACCACCAUUAUUUUUAUUAAUAGGAUUAUUUGGUUCAAGUAAUAAAGUAAGAGCUAGUUUUUAUUUAUUCUUAUAUACAUUAUUUGGAUCAUUAUUUAUGUUAUUAUCAAUAAUAGCUAUGUCUUCUAUAAUGGGAACAACAGAUUUUGAUGCAUUAUCUAAAUCAAAUUUUAGUUAUAUAACUCAAUUAUUUUUAUUCUAUGGUAUAUUUAUAGCUUUUGCUGUAAAAACACCAGUAAUUUUCUUAAAUACUUGAUUAUUAAAAGCUCACGUUGAAUCACCAUUAUCAGGAAGUAUUAUUUUAGCUGGUAUAGUUUUAAAAUUAAGUUUAUAUGGUAUAUUUAGAUUAAUUUUACCUUUAUUACCUAAAGCUUCUAUAAACUAUACAUAUAUUAUUUAUGUUAUAGGUGUAAUAACAAUAUUAUAUGCUAGUUUUAGUACAUUAAGAACAAUAGAUAUUAAAGAACUUAUUGCUUAUUCAUCAGUAUCUCACGCUGCUGUUUAUUUAAUUGGUGCCUUUAGUAAUACAAUUCAAGGUAUUGAAGGUUCAAUAGCUUUAGGUUUAGCUCACGGUUUUGUUUCAUCAGGUUUAUUUAUUUGUGCAGGAGGUAUUUUAUACGAUAGAUCAUCUACUAGAUUAAUUACAUAUUAUAGAGGUUUAGCUCAAAUUAUGCCUAUAUUCUCUGUAUUAUUCUUUAUAUUAUCAUUAGGUAAUAGUGGUACUCCUUUAACUCUUAAUUUCUUAGGUGAAUUUAUGUCAUUAUAUGGUGUAUUUGAAAGAAUGCCUAUAUUAGGUGUAUUAGCUAGUUCAUCUAUAGUAUUCUCUGCUGCUUAUACUAUAUUUAUGUAUAAUAGAAUAGUUUUUGGUGGUUCUUACUCUGUUUACUUUAAAGAUAAUAUAGGUGAUGUAACUAGAAGAGAAUUUAUAAUGUUAUUAAUAUUUGUUAUCUUAACUGUAUUAUUUGGUAUUUACCCAGCACCAAUCUUAGAUGGAUUACACUAUUCAGUUUCUUCUUUAAUUUAUAAUGUAAAUUAA